Menidia menidia (Atlantic silverside) is the source of this 1074-nucleotide messenger RNA. The record is from the annotation of a GenBank genome assembly. NCBI's taxonomy places the organism in Eukaryota, Metazoa, Chordata, Actinopteri, Atheriniformes, Atherinopsidae.
AUGUGGAGAGAGCGCCUCACCCUGGGACUGCUGUUACGUUUGGGCAUUCUGCUCACUGGGCUGGCCGUGUGCCUUCAUGUUUACCUGGAGACAGGCUGGCAGGAUGCCCGUGGACCCCUGUCUCUGGGACUUCCUAUCCAGUCUAAUCAAAAUCCAGGUCAACAAAACAGAAUGAGCACAGAGCCAGAGGAGCAGAACAAAGGCAUCAGGAAGAAAAUGUCUCAUGUCUCAUCUCACAUUCUGAGGAGGGACAGUCACCGGCACAGGAAGACCCCACGUUGGCGCAUAGAUCUGCAGCCAUGGGCCUCUGAGAACCAGUCCCUGGAGGAGGAAGCCAGAAGGUUCCUGAACUACAUCACGACCCCACAAGUUUCAUGUGCAUCAACGGCUGGAAAUGGAUCUUCCCUGGACAGGUCCAAGAGCGAGUGGGUCGUGUGCCUGGAUCCAAAGUACAGCCUGGUCCAUAGGAUGCAGAGAAAACACUGCAGAGUGUACUCGUUUGGGUUGGGACCGAAUGAACGCUUCCUGGAGCACUUUCUUGCAGAGUCAGGCUGUGAGGUCCACUGCUUUGAUCCCAGCCUGAAGGAGCCUCACCAACAGGAAGCUGAAAUGUGGCACCACCGCCUUUCUGUGGACUGGAGGGAUCCCAAUCCAGCUUUUUCAGCCCAACGUCAGCAUGCAACCACUAAGAAACUGGCCACCAUUCUAAAUGAGUUUGGACACCGAGAGCUGGAUGUCCUGAAAGCAGACAUGGAGAGUGCAGAAUGGAAGAUUCUGGAGAACCUGGUCCUGGAGGGAGUGCUGGACACGGUGGGUCAGCUGCUGCUGGAGAUUCACCUGCACUGGGCUGGUUUUGAGGUGGGGGGGGAUGACCCGGCUGUGGUGCGGUACUGGUUCAGCCUGCUCAAGGAGCUCGAACGUGCCAAAUUCCACCUUUUUCACGCCUACAGCGACCCAAUGAAACCUCAUCUGUUUCUUCACAAGAACGUCCUCAACGCCAGCAGCGUUUACACUUUGAGCUGGGUAAACACCCAGUGGAACCCUGCAAGGAUGCUAGACAAACCUAAGAAAUAA